AACUAAAUAGAAGUUCGAUUACAAUCACAAACAUCAAAUGCUGUUCGACAUUAUUCCACGAAAAUUCCUCAUCUAUCAACAAAAUCAAUAUCAUCAACAUUAUUAUCAUCAACAACAUCAUGUCGUCAUUAUACGACACAUCAUCAAAUAGUUAAAUAUACGGGUACAUUAGAUACAUUAUCUAAAAUCGUUCGAAUUGAAGGAUUUCGUGUACUAUGGUCGGGUUUAACACCAGCUUUAUGUGCGUCAAUACCAACAGUUAUUAUUUAUUUUACAUCAUAUAUGAAAGCUAAACAAUUACUUGGAUAUAAUGAACGAAGUCCUAAUCCAAUAUUACCAGUUAUUGCCGGUGCAUGUUCACGUAUUGUUGCUGUAACAGCUGUUUCACCAUUUGAAUUAAUUCGAACUAAAAUGCAAUCAGAAAAAGUUCCAAAUAGACAAUUAUUUCAUUUAUUUCGUACAUCUUUAGCAGAAGAAGGACCACGUGUUCUAUGGAAAGGUUUAUUACCUACAAUAUGGCGUGAUAUACCAUUUUCAAUGAUCUAUUGGUUUAAUUAUGAAACAUUUAGAGCUUAUGCUGUUCGAUCGAAUAGAACUGUUGAUGCAUAUACAACAUUUUUUUGUGGUGCAUUAGCUGGCAGUAUAGCAGCAACAUUAACAACACCUGCAGAUGUAGUGAAAACAUUUCGACAAAUUGAACUUGGACGAAGUAAAUAUUCAUCAGUUGAUGGAUGUAAUUGUUCAUCAAAACGUAUCAAUCAAUCAACAAGAACUCUUUCAAUUUUAUUACAUAUACUUCAAGUUGAAGGUCCAAAAGGUUUAUUUGCAGGACUUGUACCACGAUUACUUAAAGUCGCUCCUGCAUGCGCAAUAAUGAUUACAAGUUUUGAAACAUUAAGAACAUUUUUUCAACGUAUGAAUGCUGCGAGUUUUUAA
Messenger RNA from Rotaria sordida, 936 nucleotides. NCBI's taxonomy places the organism in Eukaryota, Metazoa, Rotifera, Eurotatoria, Philodinida, Philodinidae. The record is from the annotation of a GenBank genome assembly.